CCUCUCCCCCCACUCCCCCUCCUCCUCCUCCCGCGGGCCGCCGCCAUGUCCAUCGGGGUGCCGAUCAAGGUGCUGCACGAGGCCGAGGGCCACAUCGUCACCUGCGAGACCAACACGGGCGAGGUCUACCGCGGGAAGCUCAUCGAGGCCGAGGACAACAUGAACUGCCAGAUGUCCAACAUCACGGUGACCUACCGCGACGGGCGGGUGGCGCAGCUGGAGCAGGUCUACAUCCGCGGCAGCAAGAUCCGCUUCCUCAUCCUGCCCGACAUGCUGAAGAACGCGCCGAUGCUGAAGAGCAUGAAGAACAAGAACCAGGGCUCCGGCGCCGGGCGCGGCAAGGCCGCCAUCCUCAAGGCGCAGGUGGCUGCAAGAGGAAGGGGACGUGGAAUGGGACGUGGCAACAUUUUCCAGAAGCGGCGAUAACUUGGGAUCAAACCCUGCUUUGCUGAAGAGAAAACUGUGCUAAAUUGUAAUUUGUGUCUACUUUAAUAAAUAUGUUUCUUACAAAAUAG
Crotalus tigris (Tiger rattlesnake) is the source of this 515-nucleotide messenger RNA. It is a transcript of the gene SNRPD3, whose product is annotated as small nuclear ribonucleoprotein D3 polypeptide. The coding region runs from base 46 to 426 and encodes 126 amino acids. Gene Ontology annotation, biological process: RNA processing; spliceosomal snRNP assembly. NCBI's taxonomy places the organism in Eukaryota, Metazoa, Chordata, Lepidosauria, Squamata, Viperidae. Gene Ontology annotation, cellular component: pICln-Sm protein complex; U5 snRNP; U4 snRNP. The transcript has 3 exons. The record is from RefSeq and is a predicted model, not a curated record. Gene Ontology annotation, molecular function: RNA binding.